Messenger RNA from Periconia digitata, 1689 nucleotides. NCBI's taxonomy places the organism in Eukaryota, Fungi, Ascomycota, Dothideomycetes, Pleosporales, Periconiaceae. The record is from the annotation of a GenBank genome assembly.
CAUAUUGUCUUCAUUUCUCAACUUCAUAAUUCAAUCCCUCCCCCCUUGGCCACAGCAAACAUCAAACGAGUCGAUUCAAACAGCGACCUCAGGGGGACCCAUUCCGCCAACAGACGCUUUUUUAGCUGCUUGCCAUCCAACCCACCCUCAUCGCCAUGCUGUGAUUUUAUUGCCCCAUAGUUAUUUAAGAGACGGUGGCUACGACGAUCGGACGGAGGUUUACAAGUCCAAGACCAAGGCGUGCAGCCAAUCAAACCGUCAUGCCGCACGAGCCCCCAGCACGCACGGCAUGCUUUGCCUCCAAGGGCUGCCCUCCUUAAUAUGCCUGUCCACUCUCAAACGCCCUCGCCUUCACACCCUCUUUUCCCUCCUCUGCCCUGCUCCUCUCCCCGCGAGAAUCCACUCAUUUCAUCACUUGCCAACCCACCAGUCACUCUUUUUGUCCAAACCACAAUCACCACAACCACCACUGCUCGGUGCGUCUGGAUACGUGCCGUUCCACACUCAUUACAUAUAUCCCCAAUUCUUUACCACACAUCCACACACUCAUUACACGCCAUCAUGCUCUCAGGCGCUCUCUCCACCGUCGCGCUCCUCGCGGCGGUCCUGCCCACCGCGCUGGCACAAACCUCCACCCUUUGCAAUCCCCUCGAGGAGAGGGGAUGUCCUAACAUGCCUGCCCUCGGCGCCAACCUCACCUUCAACUUCACUGAGCGCUACAACGACAAGGUCUGGACCAAGCCGAGCGCCGGUGUCAUCGAGGCCAACGAGAAGUCAGAGGGUUCCUACUUCUCCCUCCGUUUGCGCGGCGAGUCUCCAACUCUGCACUCCAACUUCUACAUGUUCUUCGGCCGUCUCGAGGUCGUUAUGAGGGCUGCCGCAGGCAAGGGCAUCAUCUCCACCGCUAUUCUACAGUCCGAGGAUCUCGACGAGAUCGACUGGGAAUUCAUGGGCGGCAACUCUACCCACGCCUUCACCAACUACUACGGCAAGGGCAACUCGGAUAUGCCUACACCGAACCGUGGCAUCGAACCCAAGAUGGACUCAUCGCCCCUGGACGGUUUCCACAAUUACACCAUCGAUUGGACCGAGGAGCGCAUCGAAUGGAUCCUCGACGACAAGGUCGUUCGCACGCUCAAGUACGAAGAAGCCAAGGGCUCGGAUGGCAAAUCAUACUACCCUCAAACCCCCAUGAACGUCCGCAUUGGUUUGUGGGCUGCCGGCGACGUGGAGAACAACAAGCCUGGCGUCGUCGAAUGGGCUGGUGGUGAGACCGACUUCAAGCAAGCUCCCUUCAGCAUGAUUGUCAAGUCCGUGUACGCUGCAGACUACACCAACGCCAAGGAGUACUCAUGGGAUGACAUGGAUGAUACGGGUGACCACCAAAAGGUCAAGAUUAUCGGCAAGGACACCAACCAGAGGUCUCAAGUCUUUGUUGAAGCCACCAAGCCCACUGGUGUUGACCGUAUCAAGGCCAUGAGCACGACUACCAAGAUCGCCAUCGGUGCCUCAGUCGCUGGUGUGGUCCUCAUCGGCGCUGCCCUCAUCGCCUUCUGCUGCGUUAAGCAGCGCCGUGCUGGUCGCAAGGAAUACGCCACUUUCCAGGCCCAGGAGAACCAAGAAAAGGCCGAGUACGCGAUGCACAAGCAAAACUGGCAGUCUCGCGCCAGCCGCUACGCGCGCGUAUAA